This is a messenger RNA of Schistocerca nitens (vagrant locust), 1352 nucleotides long. RefSeq names its product protein Rae1 (gene Rae1). Bases 97 to 1185 code for a protein of 362 amino acids. Gene Ontology annotation, molecular function: ubiquitin binding; RNA binding. Gene Ontology annotation, cellular component: nuclear pore. Lineage: Eukaryota; Metazoa; Arthropoda; Insecta; Orthoptera; Acrididae. Gene Ontology annotation, biological process: transcription-dependent tethering of RNA polymerase II gene DNA at nuclear periphery; RNA export from nucleus. The transcript is spliced from 8 exons. The record is from RefSeq and is a predicted model, not a curated record.
UGCGUCAUGUUUUUGUUUUGAAUGUGCAGUGUAUUCUCUGGAAGUAUUAGUAAGGUUGUUGACAGUAUUUAGUUGCAGGAAGUUUUAGAACUCAGAAUGUUUAAUCAAAGUACAUUGGGUAAUACAUCGGGGUAUGGCACAACGACUACUCCAUCGUCAGCUAACCCAAUGAAAGAUUUUGAAGUUACGUCCCCUCCUGACGAUUCAGUGUCGUCUUUAGCGUUCAGUCCCGCCACAAUUCCACAAAAUUUUUUGAUAGCUGGAAGCUGGGACAACAACGUCCGCUGCUGGGAAGUUGAACAGACAGGAAAAACAAUUCCCAAGUCAAUGCAGACCAUGCAGGGUCCAGUACUGGACGUAUGUUGGAGCGAUGACGGGACUAAAGUCUUUAUGGCUUCUUGCGAUAAGAUGGUAAAAUGUUGGGAUCUGAAUAGCAACCAGACAGUGCAAGUUGCCCAGCAUGAUGCACCGGUGAAAACAUGUCACUGGAUAAAAGGAAACAUGUAUUCUUGUUUAAUGACAGGAUCAUGGGACAAAACUCUCAAGUUCUGGGACACCCGAAGUGCAACACCCAUGCUAAGUAUCACUCUUCCAGAAAGGGUAUAUUGUGCAGAUGUUGAUUUUCCAAUGGCAGUGGUAGGUACUGCCGGCCGAGGACUCAUAGUGUAUCAAUUGGAAGGGAAACCCCAGGAGUACAAACGUAUUGAAUCACCCCUCAAGUAUCAACAUCGAUGUGUUGCAAUUUUCCGUGACAAAAAGAAGUCACCUACAGGAUAUGCUUUGGGCAGUGUGGAAGGCCGCGUAGCAAUCCAGUAUGUAAAUUCAACUACUACGAAAGAUAAUUUCACAUUCAAGUGCCACCGUUCAAAUGGGGCACCUAAUGGCUACCAAGAUAUCUAUGCUGUGAAUGAUAUUGCUUUCCACCCUGUGCAUGGGACACUGGCAACUGUUGGUUCUGAUGGUAGUUUCAGUUUCUGGGAUAAGGAUGCACGCACAAAACUGAAACCUUCAGAGACUAUGGAACAAUCAAUUACACGCUGCUGCUUCAAUAGCAGUGGCCAUAUAUUUGCAUACGCUGUCAGCUAUGAUUGGUCAAAGGGCUACGAGUUCUACAACCCAAUGAAAAAGAAUUACAUAUUUCUCCGCUCGUGUUAUGAGGAACUGAAACCUCGCAGUUCAUCUUGAAUAUUUAAAACUGUUAUGUACCUGGUGACUGUGUAAAUAUCAGAUCGUUUGUAAUAGCACAAAUAGGUCUUUCCUACUAUGAGUUACAUAUGUGUAUUAUUUUCAGCAUUUAUCAUUUUCUAAAGACUGUACUCAGACUGUAUUCAAAUAAAAUUAACAUUUUUGUA